CUCGACGUUGGCACCAUGCAGCUGAAUUUCAGUGGCCUCCGGGCCCUGGUGACGGGGGCAGGGAAAGGGAUCGGGCGGGACACGGUGAAGGCCCUGCACGUCUCAGGAGCCAGAGUGGUGGCCGUGAGCCGCACCAACGCCGACCUGGUCAGCCUCUCCCAGGAGUGCCCAGGGAUAGAGCCCGUGUGUGUGGACCUGGGCGACUGGGAGGCCACGGAGCGGGCGCUGGGCGGCGUGGGCCCCGUGGACCUGCUGGUGAACAACGCGGCGGUGGCGCUGAUGCAGCCCUUCCUGGACACCACCAAGGAUGUCUUUGACAGGUCCUUCAACGUGAACCUGCGUUCUGUGUUCCAGGUGUCCCAGAUCGUGGCCCGGAGCAUGAUCGAACGCGGAGUGCCUGGCUCCAUUGUCAAUGUCUCCAGCAUGGUGUCCCAUGUCACCUACCCCUGCCUAGCUGUCUACAGCUCCACCAAGGGCGCCAUGACCAUGCUGACCAAAUCCAUGGCCAUGGAGCUGGGGCCACACAAGAUCCGGGUGAACUCCGUGAACCCCACCGUGGUGCUGACGGCCAUGGGCCGUAGUGUCACCUCGGACCCCGAGUUAGCCCGGAAGCUGAAGGAGCGCCACCCGAUGAGGAAGUUUGCAGAGGUGGAAGACGUGGUCAACAGCAUUCUCUUCCUGCUCAGCGACCGCAGCGCCUCCACCAGCGGCUCGAGCAUCUUCGUGGACGCGGGGUACCUGGCUUCCUAGAGCCAGGCGCUGGGCACCCGAAGGGACUGCGCGCCUUCCGCCCCGCCCCGCCUCCAGACUCGCCCCGCCCACCACCAACCACGCCUCCAACGCAGGCCACGCCCCUCAGCUCCUCCCCCAGCGCCCAAGGCGGUGCUUGCUGUCCCCGCUCCACCGCUUGGCCCCACCUCCACGCCACGCCGCGGCUCCGCCCCACAGGCCUGUUCCCUACCCGCUCCACCAGCCCACCCUCCACCCUCUGCGUCUACACCCGCCCGCCAGGAGACCCCGCCCCUGUCGGUCCGCCCACUGUCUCCUCUUCAGGGUUGGGGUGAUUUGCCUGAAUAAAUGGAGGCCAUUCUCCUGCA
Messenger RNA from Phacochoerus africanus (Common warthog), 1097 nucleotides. RefSeq names its product carbonyl reductase [NADPH] 2-like. The record is from RefSeq and is a predicted model, not a curated record. NCBI's taxonomy places the organism in Eukaryota, Metazoa, Chordata, Mammalia, Artiodactyla, Suidae. Gene Ontology annotation, biological process: xylulose metabolic process; glucose metabolic process. Gene Ontology annotation, molecular function: L-xylulose reductase (NADPH) activity; carbonyl reductase (NADPH) activity.